ACGCACUGAAACAAAAUUCAUAAAGGGGGGAAAGAGAGGAAGGCACGAUUCCUUCUCGUCAGCCCAACAGGACCGCCAGCAGGACCGGAAGACGAGGAUCGAGAUGAGCGCUCCUGGAUACCAUACCCUCAAGCAGGAGCGUGGAGAUAGUCCCGGCAGUGUCGAGAUGGCCGAGAUGAAGCAUGGCAGCGGAGGGGCUAGUGGUGCAAGCGUCGCCGAUGAUGCACCGAGACAGGCUGCGAGGGUGGAUACGUCCGAGUCGAAUGACGACGAAGCGACGACGAAGCACAAGGAUGCACUGUCAAAAGAUGAGCUCCGGGCUCUGCUUGCACGCAAGCCGACGCUCGACGACCUCUUCUUUGACCUCCUCUUCGCCGCCGCCCUCUCUGUCUACAACUCCAACGUCGCGCUCGACUCAAUCUCACAGGUGGCAGGGUACAUGGGCAUCUUUGCCCUUCUCUGGUGGUCAUGGUGGACCCAAGUCAUGUACGAUGUCCGCUUUCGAACGGGCAAGGAUAUGCGCUUCUCGCUCAAGAUUGCACACCGCAUCGUCAGGGCUGCUUUGCUGGGCAUCUGGCUUGCGUUCAGCACUACCUCUUCCGAGUUCGCCCGUCAGAGCUUCACAAAUUUUUCCACCAUCUACGCCCUCAGCCGUGCUGUCCUCGCCAUUGAUGAGCUUUUGAUCGUCAUCGAGACUGCACGCGACUGCGAUAUCUUCCAACGGCCAGGCCAGCACCGCCGAAGAGCAUACCGCACGUUCUGGAAAAAGACGACACCGCACUGGCUCUGUAUCACUGCCAACAUUGUCGCCUUGAUCCUAUGGGUCACGAGCCGACUCGAAGCCGGGGAUGAAGGGCUCUCGGGCGCUCAGUUGGGGAUGUGGAUGGCCGGCAUUGGCUUCGAGCUGGUUGUUCGCGUCUUUGUCGAAGCAACAGACAUGCUCCCGCCGCUUAUGAACACCUCGAUUGCCGAGCGGGUCUCUCUGCUCCUUCUCAUCAUCUUCGGCGAAGCAUUUCAGGGCAUUGGCACAGCCCUCAACAACAUCAGUCCGGGAGGCAGAGACUGGGAGCGAGGAGGAAUCCCCUCUGGCGGCUGGGGAACGCACACCAUCAUCCAGGCCGUUGCAACACUUGUCAUCAUUCUUCUCCUUUUCCACAGCUACUAUAAGGGAACAGCGGUCGGGGGUGAGGUUCGUUCGGCAGAGAUCGAAAACACCUCCAUCGUUGUCUUCAUUUGGGGCACUCUUCACCUGAUCCUCCACCUUGCGUCCGCUGUCAUCGUCGUCGGCAUGAGAAAAAUCACCCUCUUCAUCAAUACUAUCGAAGCUGCCGAUCGCUUUCUCAGCAGCCCCCAGGAAUACGUGCCGCAGACGCCCGAUUGGAGUUCCUUCACCUCGGACAAGGUCGUUGGCCUUUUUGCUGAUUCGAUUCCAAGCGUGUCGAACAUCACCGAUUACUAUGAGCGUUCACUCGUCUCGAUGCUAAGCGUCAUCAUUGGAUCGAAUGGUGCGCAGAUCCCACAGGUGGACACGGCGGACGGCAUUGUCAAUGCCACGCUCCUCUUGAGCUCGAACAACGUCACAAUCCCCUCGUCGAUCUCUUCUCAGCUCGGACAAUUUCCAGUCAUUCAGCAACAGGCAAUCAUCACCGAUAGCCUCGAUGUGUAUGCCGGCAAACAAAUCUUCCAGUAUAAGUAUGUCUACCUCUCUGCGGCCAUCUAUCUCUUCUCCGACCUCGUCCUCAAGGCGAUACAGGGUCUCUCGCUGAUCCGAGAACGGGACUUGGGCCUGAUCGGCAACCUCGCUAUCCGUUUUGUCUUUGCAAUUGUCCUCGCCCUCAUCCAGAUCGUCUACAUCAAAAGUGACGGUCCUCCAACCACCGCUACAUUGUACGGUGGCUUGGCAAUCUGCGCGGCGCUGCUUUGUGUCGAGCUCCUCAUCCAGCUCAUCUUUGAGCGCUACACCGAGAAGAGAAAGGGACGGUUGACAACCUUCCGCCUGCGAUGAGACUCCCUCAUACCUUCCCUAUCCUGCUUGCAUCGCUUCUUCGCUCGCCUCUGGGGCUUAGCGGUGCAUGCUGUUCGAUGAUUGACUCUUUCUUGGAUGUAAUAUGUUGGAUGUAAUAUACUCUUCAGUGUGAUCUCAAAUCUAUGUUACCUC
Molecule: messenger RNA, 2158 nt
Organism: Acaromyces ingoldii
Lineage: Eukaryota; Fungi; Basidiomycota; Exobasidiomycetes; Exobasidiales; Cryptobasidiaceae
Exons: 5
Coding region: 104-2005 (633 amino acids)
Source: RefSeq, a predicted model, not a curated record